GGCUGCUGGAGCCCUGUCUUCAGAGAGGGCCCCAUCCGGUCCUGAGCCAGGUCCAUCAACCUAUUGAAGUGGACCUGUAACAACCAUCUGCCUAAGGUCUCAGGCUGGUCCCCGUACAGAUGCUUCCAGCCCUGCUCUGACACCCACUGGGCAGGAGAGAAAUGGCAUUUAAUGACUGCUUCAGUUUGACCUACCCUGGAAACCCCCACCCGGGGGACUUGAUUGAAGUGUUCCGUCCUGGCUAUCAGCACUGGGCCUUGUACUUGGGUGAUGGUUACGUGAUCAACAUAGCUCCUACAGAUGGCAUCCCUUCAGCCUUCACAAGCGCCAAGUCUGUGUUCAGCACAAGGGCCUUGGUGAAGAUGCAGCUGUUGAAGGACGUGGUGGGAAAUGACACAUACAGAAUAAACAACAAAUAUGAUGGCACAUACACCCCUCUCCCAGUGGAGGAAGUCAUUCAGCGGUCGGAGUUUGUUGUAGGACAGGAGGUGACAUAUGACAUCCUGGACAACAACUGUGAGCAUUUUGUGACUUUGCUUCGCUAUGGAGAAGGAGUCUCAGAGCAGGCCAACCGAGCAGUAAGUACUAUUGGAUUGGUGACAGCUGUUGUUAGUACCUUCUCAUUCCUGGGCUUGUUUCCAAAAAAACAAAGAACAAAAUUCCAUUAACAAUUUAUCGAAGAUAUUGGAGCUGAAGCAAGUUGCAAGGAGGAAAAAAAAAGAAAACCUGAAAUGAAUUCUUAUUUUCAACACAUCAUUAUUGUUCCACAUUCUAGUGAUGGAUGGCGUGCUCUUUAAUAAAUUGCUUACUGAUAUUA
Octodon degus (degu) is the source of this 817-nucleotide messenger RNA. It is a transcript of the gene Plaat1, whose product is annotated as HRAS like suppressor. The record is from RefSeq and is a predicted model, not a curated record. The transcript is spliced from 5 exons. Bases 162 to 668 code for a protein of 168 amino acids. Gene Ontology annotation, biological process: N-acylphosphatidylethanolamine metabolic process. Gene Ontology annotation, cellular component: cytoplasm. NCBI's taxonomy places the organism in Eukaryota, Metazoa, Chordata, Mammalia, Rodentia, Octodontidae. Gene Ontology annotation, molecular function: glycerophospholipid phospholipase A1 activity; A2-type glycerophospholipase activity.